ACCUUACUCAGAUUUUGAAACGUCAGUUAUAUAGAAAAUUUCAAGUGAUUAAACUACUUUUUCAUUACGUCAUUAUCAAUUGAUAAUACAAUAGAAUAUAAAUAUUUUUAAAUUCACAAGAAAAUGAAGUGGUUCGAGGGUAGUAUCAACGAAGCAGUUGCGACGUCAAAAUCCAAGAAAGCAAUUUUUGUGGUUUUUAUCGAAGGAAAGGAUGACAAAUCAGCAGACGUUGCUGCAACAAUCAAUACUACAGAAGUUUCUUCUCGAUUAGAACAAGAAAACUUUGUAGCAAUUCGAAUAGAAUAUAAAUCUGAGACCUAUAUCUCCUUUGCCAAAAUUUAUACAAUGGUACCUGCCCCAUCUUUAUUCUUUAUUGGUGAAAAUGGUACACCGCUGGAUGUAAUUAUUGGCAGUAUAACAGCAGCUGAACUGUUAUCUAAGAUUGAUUUAGUUUUAACAAAGGCAGGAAAGAAUGCAAAUUCUUCCAAGAGUUUGAUAGAUGGGGAGAAAAAUGCUACUGUUGACAGGAAUGUUAAUGACUCUGAUAAUGCAACAAAGUCAAAUACAGAAGCAUCUAUAAUGGAAGCAUCAAAAAAUAAAAUGAAGUGGUUCGAGGGUAGUAUCAACGAAGCAGUUGCGACGUCAAAAUCCAAGAAAGCAAUUUUUGUGGUUUUUAUCGAAGGAAAGGAUGACAAAUCAGCAGACUUUGCUGCAACAAUCAAUACUACAGAAGUUUCUUCUCGAUUAGAACAAGAGGAUUUUGUAGCAAUUCGAAUAGAAUAUAGAUCUGAGACCUAUAUCUUCUUUGCCAAAAUUUAUACAAUGGUACCUGCCCCAUCUUUAUUCUUUAUCGGUGUAAAUGGUACACCGCUGGAUGUUAUUAUUGGCAGUAUAACAGCAGCGGAACUGUUAUCUAAGAUUGAUUUAGUUUUAACAAAGGCAGGAAAGAAUGCAAAUUCUUCCAAGAGUUUGAUAGAUGGGGAGAAAAAUGCUAUUGUUGACAGGAGUGUUAAUGACUCUGAUAAUGCAACAAAAUCAAAUACAGAAGCAUUUGUAAUGGAAGCAUCAAAAAAUGUGAGCGAUGAUGUAACUACAAACAGUAUGAAAGUAGAAUCUUCUACUAGUUCAAAACCCAUAGAAACACCAAACACAAGUAGUGAGACAGAAGAUGCAGGUACCAAAGAAUUGACACCAGAAGAAAAAGUAGAAAGAGCAAAACAGUUGAUUGAGUUACAACAAAAAGAACGUAUCUUAGAGGAACAACAGAAGGUGAUACAACGAGAGAAAGAGCGCCGUAAAAUGGGACACGAUGUGCAAAAGUUUAAACGAUACCAGCAAGAAUUGAAAACAAAACAAGCUCUUGAGGAGAAAAUGAAAGAGAAAGCUGAUGAAGCAGUAGCUAGAGAAAAGGUUAGGCAACAAAUUGCUCAGGAUAAAUUAGAACGGAAACAAAGAGAACUAGCUCUACAGCAGGAAAAACAAACAGAACCGGUUCAAGAAUCAUCUAAAUCUUAUGUCUCUGUGGCAAACAAAGCAACUAUAACUCGAAUUCAAUUCAGAUUGCCAACUGGCAAUCCUCAUAUGGGACAAUUUGAACCAACAAGCACUUUACUCGACUUGCGUACAUAUGUUGUUCAGAAUAUUGAUUUACCAUUCUCUCAAUUUGCAAUGUCCGUCUCAUUUCCUAGAAGAGAUUUGACACAGGAAGAAGAUGAUAAAACACUUUUAGAAUUGGAACUAGUUCCUACUGCUGUGAUUUUAAUUCUACCUAUGAAAAAUUCUAAAGUUUCGGCGACUAUCACUACAACACAAGAUGCUGGUUUCUUAUCACGAUUCGUGUGGACCUUUUUUGCACCUAUCCUAGGUGUUUAUAAUUAUCUACUAGGUUAUUUCUCGGGAGGUACGCAGGUAAAUACGCAAAGGCAACAGAACAAUUCUGCUGAAAACAGAGAUACGACAAAUAGAUCAGAUGGCGCUCAUAUACCUAACCUGCAAGACAUUGCUAACUCAUCAGGUUUGGUCAGAAGAUACUUGGGUAACGAAGGCGGGACAACCAUCAAAACGGAGGGCAAUAUACAUAAACUUCAUUCAAGUGGGGAUGAUAAUGAUGAAAAUAAUACAUGGAAUGGUAAUUCAACGCAACAAAUGUAGAUUAUCACAGAUCGUUCAAGUUCAAAUACGUUCAGUUAUUUCAUUAACCAAGAUUUUUAAUGCCCAAUGGAUAUACUAUUUUUAAUUAAAAAUAUAUUUUGUUAAGCUUUCACACCUUCCCGUUUUAUUUUAGCAAAAUCAAAUGUUGCGUGUUAGGAUGCAAUGUAGUAUGAUACAAUUUAAUCGAAAAGUAAAAUAUUUUAUUUAUAAAAAAAUGUUUAUUUUCGUUGAAUAUUUAGUGGACAAAAUUAUUAAUAUUCUACAGUUCUAUAUCACCUUCUUACUGUGGUAACUUAUUUUAACAAGUUACAAGUGAUAUACGGACCAAACGCAGUCGUCUAGCUGCGUUGUGACAUAUAAAGUUACAUCGCGAUGUAUUUCGAUGUAUUGACUAUAUAUAUACACAAUCUACAAAUGAUAUAUAUACAGGGUGUUUGAUCACCUCUGGGUAGCUGAACACCCUGUAUAUCCUCAUAUCUCUAGAUGAGUGACACACAUUAAAAAUUAUAAGUUAAUUUAUAUUUAGAGAUUUCCUUAAAAAUUAUUUUACUAUAUUACUCUAAUCGAACUUACUGUACAUGAUUAUGAAUGGUAACAAACAUAUAUGCAAUAGCAAAUAUAUUAUGUUUUAUUUUGUAAUAAAAGGCGAAAUGCACCGAACAAAGGGCCUUUAUUCUGUUAAUA
Molecule: messenger RNA, 2835 nt
Organism: Colletes gigas
Lineage: Eukaryota; Metazoa; Arthropoda; Insecta; Hymenoptera; Colletidae
Product: UBX domain-containing protein 4
Exons: 10
Coding region: 124-2151 (675 amino acids)
Molecular function (GO): protein binding
Source: RefSeq, a predicted model, not a curated record